GGCAGCUCCGGCAACCCCGGCAGCAGAGUAUCCUUGAUAUGGUGGAUACCCCUUUAUUAUGCGAUCGCAAGCACGAGAUAAAAGGGCCUAAACGAUGGCGUAUGACCUGAAGAAGGAGGAGGAUGUGAAGGAAUACUUGAAGAACCUUCAGAUAGAGUAUCAAUUUGGCUGUUACAGCGAGAAAAAACCAGACGUGUGCCACUUGCUAGGAGACUUUUACGAAGCGGUGAAGACGGACGCAGAGAAGGCUGCUUCGAUAUAUAAAACGACCUGCGAUCAGUAUAAUUACGCCAGGAGCUGCGCGAAAUUCGGCGAUUUCAAAGCGAUCGGUAAAGGUUGCAAGAAGGACAUACCAACGGCAUACAAGUAUAUGUCAAAGGGCUGUGAGCUCAACGAUGAGUAUGGAUGUUUGCACGCUGGUAUCCUAGGAACAUCCAAGAAUGAUGUUGGUGAAAAAGACAGGGCCACCCAGAUCCACGCCGGUGCCAAAUAUCUGAGGAAAGCCUGCGACAUGUACAACUCGAACAAGGCCUGCUUCUAUCUAGCGGGUAUCUAUCUAGGUGGUUUUGAGAAUAUCAUUGAGAAGAACUACAAAGAAGCGUACAAGCUGUCGUUGAAGAGCUGCGAACACGGAAAUCCGUACGCCUGUGCGAAUCUGUCGCAGAUGCACGCGCGUGGAGAAGGCGCGCAGAAGAAUCCUGAACUCGCGGCGACUUUCAAGAAACGCGCUAACGAUUUGUAUAAUGAAAUGAAACAAGUGCGACCAGAAUUGAAGUUUCAUCAGGGCAUAAAUCCAUAACACUUGACUCUUUGGUAUGCAUUAAUUUGAUCAUGAUUCAUUCGUUUUCUUUUAUUUUUUAAAUUCAACUCUUUAUGAAACAAAAGAUUAUGUAAAACUUUCAUAUUACGCGUUGGUUAUUUAACCAACGCUGUCUCAUGCGUCAGAAAUAUCAUGAAUUGCAUAAUUCGUUUACAAUUUUUAUAAUUUGAUAAAUGUAUAUAGUAGGAGAUGAUUAAUGCCCAUUUUUAUCAAUGUAAAUAAUUUUUAAUCUUGGUUUAACUUUUUAUUUUUUACUAAUUCUUAGACCAGGAAAAGGGUAAAAAAUAAAGCCGAAAUUAAAAUUAAUUUACAAUAGUAGAAAUGAACAUAAAUGAUUGAAAAAUGAAUUAUAUUCUUUAUGUUUGAUAAUUCAUUAUUCAUUAUUCGCGAUAUAAGCGGCAUCAAUCCAAUCUUAAAUAUUUCUAGAACGAAUUGUUAACUUAUUCUAUAUUACAAAUAUAUUAUAUAACUGUUUA
Messenger RNA from Solenopsis invicta (red fire ant), 1296 nucleotides. It is a transcript of the gene Coa7, whose product is annotated as cytochrome c oxidase assembly factor 7 homolog. NCBI's taxonomy places the organism in Eukaryota, Metazoa, Arthropoda, Insecta, Hymenoptera, Formicidae. The transcript is spliced from 3 exons. The coding region runs from base 95 to 799 and encodes 234 amino acids. The record is from RefSeq and is a predicted model, not a curated record. Gene Ontology annotation, cellular component: mitochondrial intermembrane space. Gene Ontology annotation, molecular function: protein binding.